Molecule: messenger RNA, 5837 nt
Organism: Acipenser ruthenus (sterlet)
Lineage: Eukaryota; Metazoa; Chordata; Actinopteri; Acipenseriformes; Acipenseridae
Product: serine/threonine-protein kinase 24-like
Exons: 11
Coding region: 740-2041 (433 amino acids)
Biological process (GO): protein phosphorylation
Molecular function (GO): ATP binding; protein kinase activity
Source: RefSeq, a predicted model, not a curated record
CUGUUGAGCUGCGGUUGUGCAACAGCCGUAGGGCGGGCGAGGGAGCGAGCUAGUCGGGCUCCCCCUGCAGGUAGAGUCGUGUCAGUGAGUCUUGAUCCGCCCUGAUCAUGUCACAGUGACAGCGCUAACAAGAUGGCGGAGGGCACUGGAGCAAAGUGAGGAGGACAAGACAAUAAUAUAAUACUAAUAAUAACACGGUCCAAUAUUCGUUAGCAUUGAUGUGGGUUAACGACGCACAGGUACUGCAUCAGCCAGGCGCUGAGUACAACUGAGCAAGUGCACCCUGGCUUGUACGAGAUAAAUCAACGGAAAAUUGUACCUAACCAAGGAAAAAGCCAGCGUUCCCUGCGUAAAAAAAAAUGUCAAGCAACCUCAAGCCAUCAGCGCAUACGUUUUUAUGUUAAACAUGCACGACUGUGAUCAGUAUGCGUUGAUUUAAACCGGUGUACAUUUGUUCUUAUUUUAUUUUUGCAGAGGUGAAUGUUUUGAUCCAUAAAAGCAAAGGAACCUUACAUACCGUGCAACUGCAAGUGUAAACCAGAUCUGGGUUGCUUAGUUGAAGACUGGGCACAAUCUUGACUGAUUUAUCAUUUAACUGUUGUGGGCAUCUUGAUUUCGGGAGGAUCUGUUUUGGAAAUCGAGGAUAAUAGGAUAUACCGAAAAUAAUUUUAAAGGAACGAGAUUGGGGAUUUGUAUAGUCUGUUUUAUUUUGUAUUUCUAAUUUAAAUUACCCGACGCCAUGGCUCACUCCCCGGUGCAGUCAGGCCUGCCUGGGAUGCAGAAUUUAAAAGCAGAUCCAGAGGAACUGUUCACUAAGCUGGAGAAGAUUGGCAAGGGCUCCUUUGGGGAAGUUUUUAAAGGCAUUGACAAUCGGACUCAGAAAGUAGUGGCUAUAAAAACUAUUGACCUGGAAGAAGCCGAAGAUGAAAUAGAAGACGUUCAGCAGGAAAUAACAGUACUGAGCCAGUGCGAUAGCCCCUAUGUAACCAAGUACUACGGAUCUUAUUUAAAGGACACAAAAUUAUGGAUAAUAAUGGAGUAUUUAGGUGGAGGGUCGGCUCUGGAUCUGUUAGAGCCAGGUGCUUUGGAUGAAACUCAAAUCGCCACUAUACUCCGAGAAAUAUUAAAAGGACUUGAAUACCUACAUUCAGAAAAGAAAAUCCACAGAGAUAUUAAAGCUGCCAAUGUCUUAUUGUCGGAGCAGGGGGAUGUUAAAUUAGCGGAUUUUGGUGUUGCGGGACAGCUAACUGACACACAGAUAAAGAGGAAUACAUUUGUAGGCACGCCCUUCUGGAUGGCUCCUGAAGUAAUAAAGCAGUCUGCUUACGAUUCCAAGGCUGACAUGUGGUCAUUAGGAAUAACAGCGAUUGAACUGGCAAAAGGGGAACCCCCUCAUUCAGAACUGCACCCAAUGAAGGUUUUAUUCCUAAUCCCAAAGAACAACCCACCAACAUUGGAAGGAAACUACAGCAAACUUCUUAAAGAAUUCAUAGAGGCCUGCUUGAAUAAAGAGCCCAGUUUUAGACCGACAGCAAAAGAGCUCUUGAAGCACAAAUUUAUUGUACGACACGCCAAGAAAACGUCCUAUUUAACAGAGCUGAUCGACCGGUACAAGAGGUGGAAAGCCGAACAGUCCCACGAUGAUUCGAGCUCAGACGAGUCGGAUUCAGAACAAGAUGGUCAGGCAUCUGGUGGAAACGACCCUGGUGACUGGAUCUUUAACACAAUUAGGGAGAAAAAGGAUCCGAAGAAACUGCAGAAUGGAGCAGCCCAUCUGGAGGAGUUUGAAAGGAACAAGGUACAAGACACUCCAAAGAGGCCUUUGUCACAGAGCUUGUCUACGAUUAUUUCUCCAUUGUUUGCUGAGCUGAAAGAGAAAAAUGAAGCCAGUAGCGGUAAACCAGGAGCGGUAGAAGAGUUGCGGGAGGCUAUUUUCUUAGCAGAGGAAGCAUGUCCAGGAAUCUCUGACUCUAUGAUAUCUGAACUAGUACAGAGACUUCAAAGAUUCUCAUUUAGUGGAGCAUCGUCUUCAUCCCAGUGAAGGCUCCCUGACCUGGACAUGAAGAAGUGCUCCUAUAUACUGAAAUAGCACACAUGCCACAGUGAAGAGGCACUCUCUCCUUCAGGGGGAAAUUCUCCAGUGAGCAACAGCCAAGAUGAAGUCUCUCAGAAGGGCCGUCAUUCUUCAGCUGCUUAAAGCAAAAGAUUCUUCUGUUUUUAUUUUUAAUUAUUGUCGUAGUGCACAUAUUCAAGAAAAGAGCAGGUGGGGAGGAAGGUGGGUGAAAGAUGUGAUGGGAGGAGAGAUUGAUUUGCCUCCCUCCUUUUGAUAUUUCCAGAUAAUCACUUCCAGUCAGUCUUUGCAUGAAAGCAGAUAAUUGCAACUGGAUUGUUGGUCAAUUAUUUAUGACUUGACAAAGUAAGCCUACCAAGAUUUAACUGUAAUAUAUGAUAAUGAAAAAAGUGUUCACCAUCAGCCCCAGACUUUUGAAGAUGAGUCCUAGUGCUUGUACUCCCUCAGAGGCAAGAUCAGUUGGUGAACAAGGUAACCCAUUUCUGAGUUGUGAUAAUCCACAGAAAACCUAGCAAUCUGGGUCCUGCUGCUUGAAACCAUUUGACUGCUGGAAGUGUCUGGAAUUUCUACAAGGUGUGUCUCUUGUAUUAAAAUUCUCAAUUGUAUAUUUGGGACUGUGCAAAGCAGAUUGAUCAUUUUUUUUGCAAAACCUCAGGUAUCCUGCUUUAAGUCAGUGACUCCUCUGGGAGACUGAAUAUGUUCUGCUGGGUGUACAAAUAUGUAUAUAGGGUCAUUUUUACUGAUAUUGAGAAACAGUGGAACGUGCAUAAAAUAAUCACUGUGUACAAAAUGGCCAAGUGUUUCUGUAGAUAUUGUUAGUAGAGGUAAAUAUUAAAAAAAAAACAAAUGGCCAUAACUGAGCAUUGCCUUGCCUCGAUUACAUGUACAUUCUGGAUAUAAGAGGAGAUUUAGAUUUUAUUAUUCAUAUUAUUUCUGCGGUCUCCCAUUUGAAGAAAAGUUGAUACCCCACUUAAAAAAACAAAUGUAUAAUUCUUAAGUACUGUAUGUACCUCAAGUAGUUUAACAAUGUUAUUUUUCAUUCAUAGCCAUGUUUCUUUAUAAACUACUUCUUUGUGGAGUUUGUUAAUGAAUAUGGUGCUCUCCAACUCAUAAUGGUAUACAUGGUGCUCUAUUCACAAAGAUUUGAGUUGAGUCUUUUUAUGAAUAAGGUUUGAUAGUUAUAAAACUAGACUAGGCUAGUGCUUUUAAACUGGCCAACUGUAGUCUAGAACAGGUUCUUGAAUAACAAACAGAUUUAAAGAAAAACUGUUUUACCAACUGAUGGGUGGAAGUUUUGUGAGUAGGGCCCAGUUUCUGUGGAUUGCUAAACUAGCUUUCUUUGAAUAAAAUGGAGAGUAAGUCCCUUAUUCAAAAAAAUGAAGUCAGCCAAAACCAAUACAAUCUGAAGUGGAGGUAGCCAUUUCUAAGGCAUUUUAGGCCAUGUUCUGUAAUUAUUCUGACACAUGACAGUUUUAGAUUCUUAGUACAAUAAAAAUGUAUUUAAUUUGACAAUUAAACUUUCAAAUAUAGACUUUUUUUCUUUUCCCGCAAAUGUUGCUGUUGACUGGUGGUUUGAGUGUGUAAACAAAGCUUAAAGAGAUGAUCCUUGUUGCAGAUGCAGGCAUGUUCACAGCUGCAGCACUGGAUACAUGUCUGGUUUCUUGGGUUAUUUAUUUAUUUAUUUGUGGCACCACCACCAACAAAAAAUAAAUAAAUUGAAAAUCACAGGGAAUGUACAUAUUGUAGGGCCAGCAAUUGUGACUUUAAAUUGCUCUCCAAAAAAGUUACCUUUUACAAUACUCCAGGGUGCAGUAUAUUGGCAUGUAUUUUUACAGUGCAUUCUUCUCAUUGCUAAUACAAUGCAAAGGGUUAUCAUAUUUCAGUUUCUACACCAUAUGCUUAAGUUCAUGAUUCUUCCAAGUCGGUACUAACCUUGCUACUUAAAACAUGUUAAUGUGUACUGUAGUACAACUUGCUAAAACGAUGAAGUAUUUCUUACGGUGUCUGAUGACUGAUGCAGUCAUUUGUGCAAGCCAUUGGUCUGUAAAGUUGGGAGGCUGAUGGUAUUGCCCUGCCUAGGUUAAUUAAAUCCAAUUUUUCGAGUUCUUGGCAUGGCAAUUUUCAAUGCAUGGCAUAAAGCUGCUUGUGUGCUUUGUAGCAUACUGCAUAUCUAGCGCAGCUGGGCGUGCACUUUUUUACAUCUGAAAGGCCAGGCUUGUCACCACCAUGGAGCAUCAGCAACUGUCACAACUUUAAGGAUUUUGUCAAGAGUUUUUUUUUUUUUUUUUUUUUUAAUCAAUUUAAAGAAGAAAAAAAGUAUAGAGGAACAUUUUGUGUUAUGGAAUUUGGCAUUUACUAAUUAUAUUCUCACAUUUUUUUCUUUCUAUUUAAGGUCCUUUUUUGUCAAAUCAGAAAAAUCUAUUUUAUUUGCAUAUUUUAAUUUUUAAAUGGAAGCCUGGGAAAAGAGUAGAAUCUUGUUUGCUAGCACCUGGUGUUCCUAGUGCCAGUCAGUGAUUUGCUUGUCUAAAGGGGUAGGUGGUCAAGAUGCUCCUUUCUCCUUACAAUUAGUUGCCCAGGUUAGUGUUCAGUUUUAAUAGGCUUGUGAGCUUUCAAAAGGGUUUUCUUAGUUCUGUUCUGAGUAUUUGCCAGGUGCAGAAGGCUUGCCAUGCACUGUUUGCUGCAGGUCUAACAAGAACGCAAAAGACAUAGUCGUGAAACGCAAGGGUUUAUUUCAUUAUUGACAAUAUUUUAACACAUUUGGUCCCUGUUUUUGCUUUGGCAGCCAUGUGCUAGUAUAUAAUCUCACAUAGCUUUAGUUAAGACGUGCUGCACUGUAUUGGGUGGUGCAGUUUGGUCAGGUAAUUAUUUAUAUAUUUUCUGUGGGCACCUUGGGCACUAAAUAGUGCAACCUGUCUUUUUCUUUGUAUCUCAGUUUUUUUUUUUUUAAAGAAGUCUUGCAAAAAGAAAUAUUGUCUUCAGGUUUUUAUUUUCAACAGCACGCAGCACAUUACCGGAAGAUAGGAGACACUCUGUGCUCUUUUGGUUUUAUAUUUUAAUAACUUUUCUAAGGCAGGUUAUGUUUUUUGCCCCCUUGUUAUGAAAAGAAAAGAUUUCUUUCCCCUCCUACCUUCAGUGUCCAGCUCAGUGAAGGUGUGUGUGUGUGUUAACAGGUGCAUCAUGCCUGUGUGAUUGAAUGACCAAGCAUCUUCCUAGUUCGCACCUUCAGUAUCUCCCAGAUAAAGUGCCAUGCUUUCUUUUAUCCCUCAGAUUUAUUUUUUUGUCAUGUAUUUUGCACCUUGUGGAGUCUGUCCAGUUGAGUUCUUAAUCUCUGUGUUGCACUUUGUAAGAGUUUCUUUGAUAUUUUAAAAACUUGGUACGUGAGGCCAUCAUUGUGUGUUGUUAUUUCUUACUGUUACUGCACUAUACCUUUGCAAAAAUGGCAAUAAAGUAGUGCGAUCAUCAGGAUAUAGUCUUCAGCACAGGUAUAUUGUAGGGAUGAAUCAAUAAAGAUUUAAAGAAAUCCAAUAUUUUUCUAACUGUGUAAAGAGCAAGUAAUGCAGUAAAAUAUGGGCCUUUAUGAUGUUUAUUAUUAAUGAUGGGAUACUUAUUACAGAUGCUAAUUAAAAGUGUAAAUUUUGUUUUCUGUAACAUUGCUGACAGUUUAUAGUCCUGUAUAUAAUCCUUGCUUAUGUCAUUAAACACCAAGGUAUAGAACACCUUGUAAGCUUUCAAGUGAUUACGAAAAAUAAAAUCUAAUGCAAAUUCA